UACUAAUAUAAACCGCGCAGUAUAGCAGCGGCCCGUAUUGCAUUUUUGAUGUGUCUAGUUCCUGCAAGCGAAUGAAGAAUUAACAAGUGUAGUGAAGAAGACUCAAAGAGAGUCUUUUGGGGGUUUUGUUCUGAAGAAGAAUCAGCAUCUCUACUUUGCAGCUCAUCGAUUUUAUCGUCAUCAGGUAACCUAGGACUGCACAAUCAUUCACUGAAACACUGAUGGAACUUCCUCCUACUUCAUCUUUUGGAUUGUCAUCAGAGUCCGUGGAACAAAGUGGGAAGCUGAUGGCAAACACAAAUGCGAAAGCACUAGCAACUUUCUCCCUGCAAAGCCCAAAUUCUUCACAGGGACCAGUGGCAAUUCUUUGGGACAUUGAGAACUGUCCUGUUCCAAGUGAUGUACGGCCUGAGGAUGUGGCUGGCAACAUCAGAAUGACUCUGCGGGUCCAUCCUGUGAUCAAAGGAGCAGUUACACUGUUUUCUGCCUAUGGAGAUUUUAAUGCUUUCCCGAGACGGUUAAGAGAGGGAUGCCAGAGAACUGGUGUUAAACUUGUAGAUGUCCCCAAUGGCAGAAAGGAUGCAGCUGACAAGGCCAUCUUGGUUGACAUGUUUCUUUUUGCUCUUGACAAUCCUCCACCCUCGUCCAUUAUGCUAAUAUCAGGAGAUGUCGAUUUUGCUCCUGCACUUCACAUUCUUGGUCAACGUGGAUACACUGUAAUCCUUGUCAUUCCUUCAGGGGUUGGAGUUUCGUCUGCUCUAUGUAAUGCAGGGAGGUUUGUAUGGGACUGGCCAAGUGUCGUUCGAGGCGAAGGUUUUGUGCCUCCUGCAAAGGCCUUAAUGCCUUGUCGUGGUGGUGUGUCAGACAUCACUGGGAUUCUAAUGGGGUGUUGCCAGAUUAAUGACAACCCAGAUGGUCAGCAGGAAGAUGAAGCAAUACUGUAUAGGGGCCUCUCACAGAGCUACUAUAAUGCAAGGGAAUUCUCAAUGAUAUCACAUUCUCUGUCUGAAUAUAAUACCACUGCAAUUUCCAUGCCAUGUUAUCCUACGGGUAUGAGAACUCAUAGCCUUCCUUCUGGUUUAAAUGAAGUUUCAGCUGGAGGUUCAUCUUCACAUGAGCAGAGUGACUUGACAUGGGUGCAGCCUGGGGAUAUAAAUGGUUUGAAGGGGCAGUUGGUGAAGUUGCUUGAAUUAUCUGGCGGCUGCUUGCCUCUUACACGUGUUCCUGCAGAAUACCAGAAAAUUUACGGGAGGCCUCUUUACAUUUCAGAAUAUGGUGCAGCUAAGCUCGUGAAUCUUCUCAAGAAGAUGAGUGAUGCAAUUUCUGUCGGGGGGAAAGGCCAAAAGAAGUUUGUCUACCUACAUAAUUCAUGUGGUGUACCAAGUGCUCCCCCAAUAACUAUAUUAAAAAGAGAUAACAAAGGAAAAGGAACACAAGAGGGAAAUGCCGAUGUUGUGACUGGGGUUGGAUCUUCAGAUGAGUUCUCUGAUGAUGAAAGAGGACCCAUAAAAGAGCAUGGGGGGAGCUGUGAGAAAUCUAAUAUGGUUGAAAAAAGCCUUGAAAAUUUCAAGUAUGAACUUCAAGAGAUACUUGUUAGCUACUCUUGUCGGAUUUUUCUUGGUUGUUUUGACGCAAUAUAUCAACAAAGGUACAAGAGGCAAUUAGACUACGAGAGCUUUGGAGUGGUUGAACUUGAGCAGCUACUAGCAAAAGUGAAAGAUAUAGUGAUUGUGCAAGAGGAACCCGUUAGUAAGAGGAAGUUUCUGGCUGCUGUUGGUGCCUAGAAGUGUUUAUCAUUUAUUUCUUGACUAUUUACUAUCUUAACUUCCUCGGGACUUAUGCUGAGGUAUUUGUUGUUGCUACUUUGUCCUUGUCAUUUUUUUUGUUUUCUUUUCAGAAUGACAAAGAAAAGCUGAAGUCAUGUUUGUCAUUUCUUCUUCAUCAUGACUUAGUUUGUUCUAUAAUGUCAGAAGUUCCUGUGUAACACCAGAACAACGGGGGAUCUCUGUGUAUAUUUGUCUCUUGUUGCUUUCAUCUUAAUACAUGCUAGUAAGUGUAAAUUAUUCAAGCUAGUUUGUGCAGGUGUUCUUUUUCCUCAUCAAGGUACAUAUCAGUAAUGGGCAAGAUUCACUUUUUUAUGGAUUCUUCUUUUUGCUGUAUAUAAGUUGGAUCUGAAUUCUGCUUCUAAAUUCAGUGAGAUGCCUAUCUCUUCCCCAUAUUUACCCAAGUCUAUGAAUUAGUCAAGGUUUUCCGUAAGUGUAUUUGCUUUGGGAAAACAUUCUAUAGCUCAUCUCAUAGUUUUUCAAAACUCUUUGCUGCAAAGAGACUAUUAUUAAAGGUUCCGGCUGUCCGAUUUUGAAACCUUUGGGCAAACUGAGUUGGCUUCAACUUAACUAUGGUUAGGCUUCUAUUCUCAUUUUAGUUCAAGAGUUUUUCUUAAACAUAUUAUUUUUGUUAUAUUUUUUAGACAGAAGAGAAGGAUAUCUUACCAGUUUGAUUGAGUCAAUUUGGUGGGAGUAGUGAAUGUCUACCCUUUUGUCAAGGCUCUUAAGCUUAGCCAGGGGAAAAGAGACUAGAACCGUAUCUAGUUUGCUCCUAAGUUUUUUUGGUAAUAUUUUAAGUAACUUAUCAGUCUAUAUGCUGACACUUACUGAAAUUAUUUUCUUGCUAGUAUGGGGAUCUAGUUGCAUUUAGCUGCGUCUCUCAGGUAUUUGCCAUAUGUUGAAAAUUCAAAAUGGAGAUAUCUAAUCAAUUUGCAACAUUUCGAGGCAUAUUAAUCUAUAUUUCCAUAUUGUUUGUUAAUUUGAUUGCUGAGCACUAUGAAAGGACAAUUGUGGAUGUAUUCACCUGUUAAGGAGAGAAGCAGCUUCCAUGACAGGAAGCAUUGCAUGCUGGCCGUGUGUCUGAAUUACAGCUGCAUGCUAAAUUUAUACGUCCCGGCAUAAGCUAUUACUAAUGUGAAAUUCUUAGUGUCAUUAUUUAGUUUUUUCUCAGUUACAUCCAGGUUGAGUAAUCCUAAUACUAAUGUGAGAUUUUCUUUGCGUUACUUUUUAGUGCUGCUUUCUUAGUUAGCAUCUAACAAUGUCAUCUUAUCUGUCAUGGCAUUUCCAGCUUAAGCCUUGUCGCAUUGGAGGGAUGUUGAAGUUAGAGAAGGCCCUUUCUCCUUGCAAAAGCUCCCACGAUGGUGUCAAUUAUGGCAGUCCAGUGUUUCGAAAGUCGAAUCAUUUUUGUCACUUCUUUCAGUUUGUUUAUGGUUUGUGUACCAAUUUGAAGCUCCUGCAGAAGUCUGAUGGGCGAAGAUAAUAAACUUCUGGUUGGUUAACAAGGGAUAAAAGAUACAGGUCCCAAGUGAUCGGUAGCCUUAUUUUACUGUUAUCCGAAAUGAACUUCAAGUGUAAGUUGGGCAGCCAUAAAGGAUUGAAUCUGGUCGUGUGAACAUCUAAAUUGGUGGAGAUAUGCAACAAGCAUGACCAUGACAAGACUUAGUUGGGUCUCAGCAGCAAUAGCAUAUGGUCGUAGGGUCCAUAUGAUCAUGUCAUAUACAGUAACUUGAAAAUCGGUCAAGGACUUGAGUCGUAUGAUUGCAUGCGCUUUGAUGUUGCUCCUUGAGGUGUAUUUUUGUCAUGAAACUCCCAACUGUUCUCAUCAUUUGGAUUGUUUCAUUCUGCAGAAAAUGGUGGCAAUAGUUUAAUCACAUACUUUGGAUAUCAAGCUAGAUGAGGGCUAGGAGCACUCGCUCUAUGUAAUAGAUGCUUUUACCACAUGCAGAAGCAUCACAGAAGAGGGUUCUGAAUUCCAAAAGGUUCUGUUUUUUCAAGGAAUGUUGCUUUAACAGCUUCUGUUGCUGAUUGUUAGUGUUAAAGCUUGGAGCUAUUUGUUUGCUUCUGUGUGGAACAUUUGUUUCUGUAAGGCAGAUGAUGCUGUAUAAUUGACUGGAAGGAUUGUUGUAUCUCCCUUGCAGAUGUUCAUUUGUCAGCGAAUUGUCAUAUGGUCUGUAUUUCUUGAAUGUUAAUUAAACUGGUCUUCUUCUCUCCUCCCAUUGCAAGUUUAUUAUGUAUAAAUUAUGCAAUUCCCCUCCUUGUUCAGGCAAAGCCUUGAUCAACUUUUUUCUUAUGAUACUUGUGGCAUCUUUGUUUUGCUGCA
Molecule: messenger RNA, 4143 nt
Organism: Solanum pennellii
Lineage: Eukaryota; Viridiplantae; Streptophyta; Magnoliopsida; Solanales; Solanaceae
Exons: 2
Coding region: 222-1784 (520 amino acids)
Biological process (GO): regulation of gene expression
Cellular component (GO): peroxisome
Molecular function (GO): RNA nuclease activity
Source: RefSeq, a predicted model, not a curated record